Rhagoletis pomonella (apple maggot) is the source of this 1345-nucleotide messenger RNA. Its product is annotated as putative inorganic phosphate cotransporter. The transcript is spliced from 2 exons. Gene Ontology annotation, molecular function: transmembrane transporter activity. The annotation marks the transcript as partial. The record is from RefSeq and is a predicted model, not a curated record. Gene Ontology annotation, biological process: transmembrane transport; monoatomic anion transport. Lineage: Eukaryota; Metazoa; Arthropoda; Insecta; Diptera; Tephritidae. Gene Ontology annotation, cellular component: plasma membrane.
AUACAUACACUGCUUUCCAAAUGGGUGCCACCCGAAGAGCGUGGCACACUUGGCACAUUUUGCUACACUGGCCUCUCGUUUGGUACCGUUGUAAUGCUGUUGGUAAGCGGUUGGAUAGCUACAUCUCCACUUGGCUGGCCAGGCAUAUUCUAUUUCUCCGGCGUUGUCAGCCUGCUUUGGGCUCUGGUAUGGUACUUUUUAGGCGCUCGUUCACCCAGCGACUGUAAAUGGAUAUCGGUGGAAGAAAAAUUGAUGAUCGAGUCCACUUUGGGGACUUCCGCCAAGUCGCCGCAUGGGCAAGCCCCUAUGAAAACACCAUGGAGUAAGAUACUCACAAGUGUGCCUUUUUGGGUAACACUGGCAGCGCAAAGCAGUUAUGGGUGGUGUUUUUAUACACUUCUCACACAAAUUCCAUCCUAUAUGAAUAGCAUUCUGGGACAGAAUAUCAAGAGCAAUGCGUUAAUGUCUGCACUGCCAUAUCUCGCCAAUAUGUGCCUAACAGUUGUCUUUUGUGCUCUGGCCAAUUUCCUCAUGAAACGUGGUUACACCAGUGUCUACGCUAGCCGAAAACUGUUCAACACCAUAGGCUUAUGGGUGCCGGUAGCGCCGCUCAUUUUACUCGGCUACAUGCGCGCUGAACAGAGUCAAUUGGCGCUCGGCUUGCUGGUGAUAGCUGUUGGUGCAACCGCGGCUGGUUCUUUAGGUUUCCUCACCAAUCAUAUUGAUCUAUCGCCAAAUUUUGGUGGCAUAUUGAUGGGCGUGGGUGGCUUUGUAGCGAAUAUUAUGAGUAUGCUGUCACCACUAACAGUGGGCUUCAUAGUCACAGAUGCGAAAGAUGUACAUCAGUGGCGCGUGGUGUUCUAUAUUGUAGGUGGCAUCUGCUUUAUUGGCAAUCUGUUGUUUCUUCUGUUCGGUCAAACCGAGAUUCAAUCAUGGAACUAUCCCAAAACGCAAACGCAAAGGGAUCCCCGUGAUCAUAUUAAGUUUGAAAUGAUUAAUAUAAGAAGGGAAAUAGACUAAAAUACUAAAUUAGUUAAGUGUAAUAUACAAACAUACUAUGUAUGUAUGCAUGUACUUCCAUGUGAAUUAAUAAAGAAUAUGUAUGUGUGUGAGUUUAGCACUCAAGGAACGACCUAGCAAAAUCAUAGCUUACAUUUGGUAAGCGCUUCCUUUUGUAUCGAAUGAAGUAGUGCCCUACGAGUAACUACGAUUCGGCUAUUCUCUUACCUUACCGAUUACACGUGUAAGCAAUAAGUAAGCAGUUAUACUCCUUUUAGAUGACUUUCAAUGAUAUGUCAAUGUUUAUAUCAGGCGUAUCUUGAAGAUUUAAAAAUGGAAUAUGAAA